Molecule: messenger RNA, 1173 nt
Organism: Drosophila takahashii
Lineage: Eukaryota; Metazoa; Arthropoda; Insecta; Diptera; Drosophilidae
Gene: Pbp45
Product: proximal sequence element A Pbp45
Biological process (GO): snRNA transcription by RNA polymerase II; snRNA transcription by RNA polymerase III
Cellular component (GO): snRNA-activating protein complex
Molecular function (GO): sequence-specific DNA binding
Source: RefSeq, a predicted model, not a curated record
AUCUCGAAAUGCAAACUAAAUUCGAGUAAAUCGGACCCCCGAAUGGAGUUGAACAUCUUCGACGACUGCUGGGAGCUGGUGCAGCGAUUCCAGCGAUUGGUCAGCGAUGGCGAGAGCUGCGAGUUCGAGUCGUUCUGCCGGUGCUGGCGGGAAAUGCAGCUGCAGCACCUCUUCACCGGCCAGUCGAACCACAACGAGGUGAUAGCCACCACUUUGGCGGCCCUGCACGUGGCCAAGCGGCUCUCCUGCUCCCGCCGCACCACCGGCGACAUCUUCCCGGCCUCCCGCGCCCACAGGAUCGCUGGUUUCUAUCUGCUGUACGUGAUCUACUACAAGCAGCCCACCCACAACUAUGUCAAGAUCGAGGUCUCACCGCGCACCUGGCGGGAACUGACCGACUACGCGCUGCAGCUGCGCGAGGAGAGUCCGGAGAGAAAGGAUACCCAGCAGGUGGCCUACAUGCUGUGGCGCCUCGUCCAGGAGCAGGCCUUCCGCCACACGGCGCUGGACUACUGCCAGGGAUUGGACAACCUGGUGGACUACGACCGGCUGGAGAUUGUGGCGGGUGCCAAGAGGCAGAGGCAAAAUGCCUUGGCGCAGAAGCAGCAGCGUCCCAAUAACGUCAGUCUCACCUACGAACUGGAGGGCCUGCGCACCCUGGACCUCGCCAGUCAGCCCCUCUGCGAUCUGGAGGCGGCUUACAAUGCCCAGAAGGCGCAGCUGGCUGGUCAGGAACAGGCUCUGCCGCCCACUCAAAUAUUUGGCCAACUGCGCGAGGUCUUUGCCGAAAUUCAAAGUGUACUGGGAGCCAAAAAGAAUCCUGGAACGGAGGAGGAUCAAGCCACAACUUCUGCCACCAACCAAUUGGAGGUGCGUCAGAGGGUGCGAAACAAGGCCAUGUUCGGCGUUGAGAAAAGGGAGCCGCAGGAACAGGCGGAGGAGCUGGAAGUUGAGCUGGAGGUCAACGAGUCGUAUCAGCGGAGGAUGUCGUCGGCCACCGUGUUCCAGCAGCAACUGCCAGAGGAUGUGCAGCGGGAGUAUGAGGAUAACUAUGACUACAGUGACGAGGACGAGGAAGAGGAGGCGGAGGCAGAGGAAAGUGAGGUAACCGAGGAAGAAGUUCAGGAACUACUGGGCUCUUAAGUUAGAAUUUAUGAAACAACUGAAAUUUGA